GUCAUCUGGGGUAAGAGCCAACGCCCUGCCCACCCCGGCGGCACUCCCCUUCCGCAACUAUAAAGGCCUUUGGCCGCGGCUCUUCUUCCUACACCUCGCGCCCCGCUUCCCGGAGCCCGUCCAGUGCGGAGCCGUCUUCACCAUGGAGCAGCUGAGCACAGCAAACACCCAGUUCGCGGUGGACAUGUUCCACGCUAUGAAUGAGGACAGUCCUACUGGGAAUAUAUUCUUCUCUCCCUUAAGCAUUUCAUCAGCAUUGGCCAUGAUCUUUCUGGGGACUCAAGGUGCUACUGCAGUACAGGUGUCCAAGGCUCUUCAUUUUGAUACAGUUGAGGAGAUUCAUUCAAGAUUUCAGAGUCUGAAUGCUGAUAUCAACAAACGCGGAGCCUCCUAUAUUCUGAAACUUGCUAAUAGGUUGUAUGGAGACAAGAACUAUAAUUUCCUCCCUGAAUUCUUAGCUUCAACUCAGAAAAUGUAUGGUGCUGACUUGGCCAGUGUAGAUUUUCAGCAAGCCUCUGAAGAAGCAAGGAAGGUGAUUAAUGAGUGGGUCAAAGGGCAGACAGAAGGGAAAAUCCUGGAACUAUUGGCUCCAGGUGUGGUUGACAGCAUGACUAAGCUUGUGCUAGUGAAUGCCAUCUAUUUCAAAGGGAACUGGGAGGAGGAGUUCAUUAAGGAAGCCACUGACAAUAAGCCCUUCCGCUUGAAUAAGAAAGAGACAAAAAUGGUGAAAAUGAUGUAUCAAAAGAAGAGAUUCCCAUAUGGCUACAUCGAGGACCUUAAGUGCCGCGUGCUAGAACUGCCUUACCGAGGCAAGGAACUCAGCAUGAUUAUCCUGCUGCCAGAUGACAUUGAGGAUGAGUCCACAGGUCUCAAGAAGAUUGAGGAACAAUUGACUUUGGAAAAACUGCGUGGGUGGACCAAAGCUGAGAAUCUGGAUCGCAUUGAAGUCAAAGUCUACUUGCCCAGGUUCAAGCUGGAAGAGAGCUACGACCUUAACUCCCACCUAUCCCGCCUGGGUAUAAAGGAUCUUUUUAGUAGCAGCAAGGCUGAUCUGUCCGGCAUGUCAGGAGCUAGAGAUCUUUUCAUAUCAAAAAUUGUCCAUAAGUCCUUUGUGGAAGUCAAUGAGGAGGGCACAGAGGCGGCGGCUGCCACAGCAGGCGUUGCCACCUUUACCAUGCUGAUGCCCGAGGAGGAAUUUGUUGCCGACCAUCCAUUCAUUUUCUUUAUUAAGCAUAAUCCCUCUGCUAACAUCCUGUUCUUGGGCAGAUUGUCUUCCCCUUAGAAACUGGAAAUACAAGGUCAUGCUUAGAGCUUUAUUACUUGCACUUUCAAUGGUGACAAUUUUCAUAUAUCUUUACCAAUAAAACUACCAUCUGAAUAAAGA
Acinonyx jubatus (cheetah) is the source of this 1384-nucleotide messenger RNA. It is a transcript of the gene SERPINB1, whose product is annotated as serpin family B member 1. The coding region runs from base 143 to 1282 and encodes 379 amino acids. Gene Ontology annotation, biological process: negative regulation of endopeptidase activity. Gene Ontology annotation, molecular function: serine-type endopeptidase inhibitor activity. The transcript has 7 exons. The record is from RefSeq and is a predicted model, not a curated record. Lineage: Eukaryota; Metazoa; Chordata; Mammalia; Carnivora; Felidae.